Molecule: messenger RNA, 3049 nt
Organism: Pygocentrus nattereri (red-bellied piranha)
Lineage: Eukaryota; Metazoa; Chordata; Actinopteri; Characiformes; Serrasalmidae
Product: BTB/POZ domain-containing protein kctd15
Biological process (GO): protein homooligomerization
Molecular function (GO): protein binding
Source: RefSeq, a predicted model, not a curated record
CCCGCUCCGCUCAGAGCGAGCCGAGGCUGCGCUAGCGUUAGCUUAUAGGUUUUUUUUUAAAGCCACAGCGACCCUUUUCGGUCCAUCGGCGGCGGGUACACACGCUUUUAGCGCAGUUUUGAGGCGGUUUUUCGGGGUUUGUGACAGGUUACGGUGGGGGCAGGUCAGCUCCGCUCCUCUCCCAGGCAGCCAGGGUGGGUUAGCGCUCGGUUAGCCAGCUCCUUUUAAACGGUGCCCGGCCGUUAAACUAACGUUAACGCUUAAAAACUUGGAGCAGCUUUAAGCCAUAAAAACCAUUUCGACCGGGACUGACUCGACCUGUCCGGGAUCCCUUCGGACUCCUACGAUGUUCGAGACGGAAGGGAGGAGCAUGUCGCGCCUUUCUCUGAGCCGCUCGCCGGUCUCUCCUCUGGCCGCGCAGGGCAUCCCACUGCCCGCGCAGCUCACCAAAGCCAACGCGCCUGUCCACAUCGACGUGGGCGGACACAUGUACACCAGCAGCCUGGCCACUCUCACCAAGUACCCGGACUCCAGGAUCAGUCGUCUCUUUAACGGCACAGAGCCCAUCGUGCUGGACAGUCUGAAGCAGCACUACUUCAUCGACAGGGAUGGAGAGAUUUUCCGCUACAUCCUCAGCUUCCUCAGGACCUGCAAGCUGCUGCUGCCUGAUGACUUCAAGGACUUCCACUUGUUGUAUGAGGAAGCGCGGUACUAUCAGCUGACUCCGAUGGUGAAGGAGCUGGAGCGUUGGAAGCAGGAGCGUGAGCAGCGGCGUCUGGCCCAGCCCUGCGACUGCCUGGUGGUUCGCGUGACCCCUGACCUUGGCGAGAGGAUCGCCCUGAGUGGAGAGAAAGUUCUUAUCGAGGAGAUCUUUCCUGAGACUGGAGACGUCAUGUGCAACUCCGUUAAUGCCGGCUGGAACCAGGACCCAACACACGUGAUCCGGUUCCCUCUGAACGGCUACUGCAGACUCAACUCAGUACAGGUGCUGGAGCGUCUGUUCCAGAAGGGUUUCAGCGUGGCAGCGUCGUGUGGGGGUGGAGUGGACUCCUCCCAGUUCAGCGAGUACGUCCUGUGUCGCGAGGACAGGCGGAGCCAGUCCAUGAACACGCCCAUCAGGAUAAAACAGGAGCCGCUGGACUAGUGACCAGACUGCCCUCCGAGACUUAACAACCCAGUUCCACACGUACUCACACACACAUAAGCGCUCACCUACACCACACAUACCUACAGACUCGGAUACGGACCCCUGUUAGCUUCGCCGGCUCCACAGCGGAAUGUAAUGUAAAACAAACACAGAUAAAACAGCGUGUUUCUCACUUCCGAACUCAAGAGUAACCCAAAGAACUACAGAGCGAACUACAUAAAGGUGGCGGAACAGAAGCAGCUAAGCCAAUCCCUGACGUCCAAGCCAGAUGACUGGCACUCAGACUGACCAGUGAGAGUCACCGGUGUGUAUUCCUCGUGCCGUGUCGCUGUGUGAGGCGUGUAUGUUCGUGCACCGGUUUCUCACAGCUAGCAGAGAGCUGGACUCCAGUGACCAACACAGAAAACGAAACGCAGGGCAUUCGACUCCCAACGGCCAACGAACGGACUCAGUGAAGAGGGGUCCAGCUUCUAUACCUCUGCCAAAUCGAUUGUUUCACGUUACUGUUCAUAAAAUGCAGCCUUUCCUCCCACCGUGAUGUACACAGUCAUUAAUACUAGGAUUUUUUUUCCUUUUUUCCGUUUGGUUUUAUUCUUAUGUUUGUUUUAGCUUUUGUUUUGCUAUAUGAAGGAUGAAUGUGAGUGGUGUUCUGAAGUCAUUAGGUUGGGGGAGAGUUUCCUGGCGCUGCUUUCGCUGAGAAACACUAUUAUGGCCCGAGGCGGGGCAGUUAACGCAGUGUGACUGUAAUGCAUUCAGAGCCCAGAGAAGGCCUCUUUGUUUAAAGAGAGCUGCAGCAAACACGAGUAUUUCUGAAAAAACCCUGCUACAGAAACAGGUAACAGAGAAGUGCAUCUAAUGCGAUUCUCAUGAUGAGUCUUCAACAUAUCGUUCGGAAUUGGACAUUAGCUAUGUGCCAGUGAGAGCUGUGUGGUCAGGGAAAGUCACGUUAAGAUCAAAAGACGUUACAGACUGGAAUGAAUUUGUUUAUUUACGUUGACCUUUGUUUGCUGCCUCAUGAUUGUGGCCAAACAUGUGACCGUUAGCUGGAGAAGCGGGAGGAGAAGCGAAAGCGUGUUGGAAAAUAGCCAAGAUUGUGUCAGAUCAACAGUAAAUGCUUGACUACAUAUUUUUGCACUUAAAUAAACAUGGAAGGCAGAGGCACAGUCCUUUCAGCACAGAUACCCUGCCCUCUGGCUGUCGUGAGAACAAGCAGCUUUUUCAAUGCUAGCUCAUCGUGCCAAAGGACGCAGCAUCCGAAUUUAAGGGAGCCAUGAUAGGAUGAGGUCAUUAGCUGUGGAUACGUUUUUUAUGUUAUCGUAGUGGAUUAAAACAGUUGCUUUCUGUUUCAGGUGGUGUGUGCUACUCACAUUCCUUACUGCAUCAUCAAAGUGUUAUCAGAUGCUUCACUGUGAUUCACACCAAAGCGCCGGCCAAGAACAGGAAACAUUUUUGAUCAGAUUUAGUUUGAGAAAGCGGCAGAGCUGGAUCUGAACGGUUUCAGAACUCUGGGCGUUUUAGAUUGAGGCAUUCAAACAGUAAAAAACUAUGUACAAUAUCAUGAAUGUGGCUGUCCGUCCUGUCAAAAGCUCUGUUGGAGCUGGAGCAGUUUUACUGGAGAAGGCUGAGUAAUGUAAUGUAAUUUUAUCGGGAUUUGAUGCUGGAAUGAUUCAGGAUAAAGUGUAGUUUCCCAAAGUUUCUACAGACUGGCCAAAUUACACAAUUGAUACAAUGGAUUAAUCAAUCCAGAAUAUUCAUAGCAGACUGUAGAACUGCACACCACUGCAGAUUCAUACCGGAUUAAAAUCACUCCACAAUUAUUACCGUCAGACUGUAAAACUACACACACUGCAUAUUCAUACUGGAUUAAAAUCACUCCACAAUUAUUACAGUCAGACUGUAAAA